UAAACGUGGUGAGUCACAUCACACCAGUGAAGGUGAAACUGAGGAGAUAAUUCAGGACCCAUCACCUGCCGCAUUUAUGUCUUGUGGUGGUAGUGGUACCAGCACGCCUUCGAAUAAUACACCGAAGCACAAACGUUCGAGGAUUGAGUCCACAAAGGAGAUAAUUCAGGUCCCAUCACCUGCCAUGUUUAAACGUGGUGAGUCACAUCACACCAGUGAAGGUGAAACUGAGGAGAUAAUUCAGGAUCCAUCACCUGCCGCAUUUAUGUCUUGUGGUGGUAGUGGUACCAGCACGCCUUCGAAUAAUACACCGAAGCACAAACGUUCGAGGAUUGAGUCCACAAAGGAGAUAAUUCAGGUCCCAUCACCUGCCAUUGGUACCAGUAUGACUUCGAAUAAUACACCGAAGCAAAAACGUUCGAGGAUCGAGUCCACAAAGCCGCUUACGGACCAGGAUCUAAGUGAUUGGCUUCACUAUGGGAGCGAGGACGAUAGUGACGACAGUGUGGAAGACAAUCAGCCCCUAUUAGGCGUCUGUUCUAGGGUGAAAUUGGAAAGGGAGAUGCUUGACAUCGAAGACGAGGAGGAAGAGGAAGUGCCAAAUGUGAUUCGACCUGUCACCCCGUACGCUGUAGAUCAGUUAAAGUACGAACCCUGUGAAGACGAAGACGAAGAGGAAGAAGCCAAACCAAAUGUCAUUCGACCCGCCUCCCCGAUCACAGAAAAUGAAAUCGAUCUCGAGCCCCGUGGUUUAUUUGAUUUUAAGUGGAAGCCCUUCUCUCAAGGAGAACACAUACCUCCCAAGGAGCGGAGGGAGAAAUUUACUGGCGAGUCACCUGGGCCCGUCCGAGAAUUUCCGACUCCAUAUGACGCAUUUACCGCCAUAUGGACUCGGGAAUUCAUGGAGGAGAUAGCAGUCCAGACGAAUUUUUAUGCUCAGCAGGUUGCUGAAAGUCGCAUGGCCCGUGACGACCUAAUGCUGAACAGCAGAAUCGCAAAGUGGGUGGACACUUCAGCUGAUGAAUUGUACACCUACUUUGCGAUUAUUUUGGCCACUGGUCUUUGCAUCAAAACUGACCAAAAAGAGUAUUUUGAGUCAAGCAAUAAACAGGGCAUCACAACAACACCAUAUUUUUCCAAUUAUAUGAAGUACCAUAGACUAUUACUGUUAAAUAAAUUUAUACAUUUUGCUAAUAACACUGAGAACCUGACAGGCCUAACGCGUCCCCAGGCAAAACUAUUUAAGAUAGAGCCAAUAAUUACCCACUUAAAUAAUAAAUUCCAGGAGCUCUAUCGUCUAGGGCAAAACAUUGCUUUAGACGAAUCUUUGACACAGUGGAAGGGACGGCUAAGCAUUAAGCAAUUUAUUAAAAAUAAAGUGGCUUCCACUGGAAUUAAAAGUUAUGAAGUUUGUGAAAGCCAAACUGGGUACCUGUAUAGAUUUAAAGUGCACGCGGGUCACGGUGAACAAAAACGACAUGAUGAUAACCCUGUAUCAGGUAUAAUUCCAUCCCUUGUUCUUGAGCUAAUAAAAGGGCUCGAGAAUAAAGGACACACCUUGUGGAUGGACAACUAUUACAACAGUCCACCACUUGCCCGUGUCCUUAAAUCUUUAGGGAUCGAUUGUGUUGGCACAUUGCGGACAAACCGCAAAUGUGUGCCUCAAGAAUUGGCAAACCUGCAAAAAACGGACAUGGCGAGGGGUCAAAUCUCUGCUUUCACGAGUGGGGACAUCGACAUCUUGGUAUGGCGGGAUACCAAUCGCGUAGCGAUGAUAUCUACGUACCAUGGUGUCGGCGUUCACACUGUGGAAGAAAAGACUAAGCCCACUGUAGUCUGCGACUACAACUUAUUUAUGGGAGGCGUCGACAAGAAGGACCAGAUGCUGAGUACCUAUCCUUUGGAAAGGAAGCGUACUAGCAUUUGGUACAAAAAGUUUUUUCGGCGCCUCCUAAAUGUAAGUGUACUAAAUGCAUAUGUUCUGCACAAAAAUAAUACACAAGAGGGUGCUAAUGUCUCGCACAGGUCUUUUCGUCAGAAAUUGAUUAAACAACUUCUGGAAAACCACUUCAAGGGACCUGAAAUCAAAACGGCUGUUGUUUCAUCCGACCUCGGAACACCUGUGCUUUCCCAGGAGGUGUUAAACCACUUCCCGAUGGAGUACGGGAUAGUUCCUGGUUGCGCCAAAAACAACCGUAUCCGACGGACUUGUGUGGUUUGCCAUAAGCGUCAAUCAUAUUACUGUCCGGCCUGCGACAAGCCCCUCUGCAUCACAUGCACCAAAUUAUAUCACAGUAGGCCUAGGAAAUAAGGCAUGCAAAAAUUUCGGUUUAGUUUAGGUUUAUUUUCAUAUUAUACAUUGUAUGGCAAGCGACCGCGAAUAUACAGUUUUUUAAACACGUGUAUUUGGGGUUUUCUCAUUCUCGUUGAUUAACUACUUUGGAAAAUUACUCUGCCCUAUACUACGUGUGUUUUGACACGCACUUGGCCAAAUUUAUUAAGUACUUUUUGUCGCAUAACGAAUAAUUCGUUCGUUCGUCGUGAAUGUGAAUAAUACAUGCAUUUUAUCUAUCUUCCUUCUUAAAUAAAUCGGUUGAAGAAAACUGAUUCUUAGCAACAUUUGACCCAAACAUGCAAACAUUGCAAAAUUAUUAAAAGCAUGUAGGUAAAAGUCGUAGGUAAGUAAUAAAGUAGUAGACGGCAGCAGUAGCUGCUCGCGCUAAAUGCUGCCGUCUGAUCCCAAGAGAUUAUCUCGUAGGGCUGCUUAAUUUCAUCCUAGACUGCAUCCCACUUAACAUCAGGUGCGAUUGUGGUCAAAUAACUGCCUUGUUAUGCAUAAAAAAAACUACAUCUCAACCUCUAAAUACACAUUCUAUUAAGCAACCACUACCUUUGCUUAGUUUGGGACUAGAUGGCUCUGUGUAGUCCUGUGUCUUCUAGGUGGGCCCUAGGGAAUAUGCUCUCCGGCGGGCCCACUUUGAAUUAAUGUUUACAACAAAACUAUAGAUAUUGUACAUUUUUUUAAGUUAAGGCUAUAAUUAUAUACAUUUUUUAUACAUUUCUUUCGUACCUAUUCU
Messenger RNA from Ostrinia furnacalis (Asian corn borer), 3077 nucleotides. Its product is annotated as piggyBac transposable element-derived protein 4-like. The transcript has 6 exons. The record is from RefSeq and is a predicted model, not a curated record. NCBI's taxonomy places the organism in Eukaryota, Metazoa, Arthropoda, Insecta, Lepidoptera, Crambidae. Gene Ontology annotation, molecular function: zinc ion binding. The coding region runs from base 77 to 2311 and encodes 744 amino acids.